Messenger RNA from Aphis gossypii (cotton aphid), 2928 nucleotides. RefSeq lists its product as uncharacterized. The transcript is spliced from 6 exons. NCBI's taxonomy places the organism in Eukaryota, Metazoa, Arthropoda, Insecta, Hemiptera, Aphididae. The coding region runs from base 1 to 2928 and encodes 975 amino acids. Gene Ontology annotation, molecular function: nucleic acid binding. The record is from RefSeq and is a predicted model, not a curated record.
AUGUCUACAUUUCUCACCACCAAUCAGAAUAAAAUCUGUGCACUAUCUCUCCACAAUCCAAAAAAUAUUUCCCAACGUGCUGAAGAAGCUCAAGUUGAAACUCAUUUUCAAAAUUCAAUUAAACAUGAUCAUAAUGGGCAAUUCAUAGUGAAGCUACCAAUCAACGGAGACCUUACUGUACUAGGAAAUUCAGAGUAUAUGGCAACAAAAAGAUUCUUAGCAAUGGAACGACGGUUAAUGAGCAACAAAGCCCUAGCAACAGAAUAUGAAAAAUUCAUGACUGAAUAUCUAACCACUGGCCACAUGGAGGAGGUUAAAAACACAGACAUCGGUCAACCCAUCACAUAUUAUCUUCUUCAUCAUGCUGUGGUAAAGGAAAACAGUAAAACAACAAAAACUCGCGUUGUGUUUAACGCAUCAGCUUCUACGUCAACUGGGUUAUCUCUUAAUGACAUCUUAAUGCGAGGACCUACAGUACAACCAACGUUGUUUCAAAUCAUUUUAAGAUUUCAGUUACAUAACAUAGCAAUCACUGGUGGAAAAUGUAUCGCCAAGUCAAGAUCAAAUCCAAGUCACCCAUUACAGCAUUACAGACUGUUAACUGUCACAUAUGGGACAAAAUCAGCACCGUAUCUUGCCACAAAAUGUUUAUCUGAACUAAGCAAUCAUUGCACUGAUCAAAGAGCUUCUAGAAUAAUUAAAGAAGACUUUUACGUAGAUGAUUUACUAAGCGGUGGAACUACAGUUGAGGAAUGUUGUCAAUAUUAUCAAGAACUAACAAAUGUACUAAAACAAGUCAACUUUCCUAUCAGAAAACUGUGUUCAAAUUCUGCACAGCUGAUCGCAAAUAUACCAUCUGCCAAUAAACAACAUUAUUCAUUGUUGCUAACUGAAGAUGAAUCCAUUACCACUCUAGGACUAACUUGGCUACCAAACAAGGACGUUUUUAAAUUUGUACUCAAACCUUGGAGCCCACAAACACAGAUGACUAAACGGUCAUUGUUGUCAGAUCUGCACAAAGUUUAUGAUCCCCUGGGUUUCAUCACACCAGUCCUAAUAAAAGGUAAAAUUGUCCUCCAACAAUUGUGGACAAUCAAGGUGGAUUGGGAUACAGUGUUACCUCCUGAUACCCAACUCAAGUGGACAAGAUUUUGUAAUAGUCUACAAUCAAUUGAAAACUUAUCUAUUCCACGGUUAGUUUUGUGCCAUGCUAACAAACGAAUUAUCACAUUAUACGGGUUCUGUGAUGCAUCUCAAAAUGCCAUUGAGGCCUGUAUCUAUGUGCGUUCGAAAACAGUCAACCCUGAGGACUCAUGGACAACCGCACUAUAUACUUCAAGAUCUCGAGUAGCACCUAUUCGCACUACAACAAUACCAAGGUUAGAACUCAACGGUGCAACAAUAUUAGUCGACCUGAUGACUGAAGUUCGAAAGGAGUUCAAAGCACUAAAUAUAUUUAUACCAGAUGACAAUGAGUCUUCUACUGUUGCACAAUGGAGAUAUGUACCGUCACAAGAUAACCCUGCUGACCUUAUAACUCGAGGAAUUUCUGCACAGUCUUUAGAAUCAUCAACUCUCUGGUGGAAAGGACCACAGUGGUUAACACAAAAUAGUAGUCAUUGGCCUGCAGGUUUUGAGUAUGCAGCCAGAAUUCCUGAAGUUCGUACCAUCAAGUCUGUCCUGACAGUUUCCCAAUGUCACAGUGUAGAUUCAUCAAAGGAUCAUAAUCUGUUAGAUCAAUACUCAAGUUGGACAAAACUUAGUCGAAUAACAGCUUAUAUUCAAAGAUUUUGUAAAAAUUCUAAAUUUGCCAAAUCUGAAAGGACCAUCGAUCAUCUCAAUGCUUUCGAACUUAAGACCGCCAAAGAAGCUUGGCAAAGUAAACUUAUUGGCUUAAGUCCUUUUCUUGAAAAUGGUAUAAUUAGAGUUGGAGGAAGACUACAACUAUCUCAGCUACUUGCCAAUCAGCGACAUCCUGCUGUUUUGCCUAAAGCACAUCGUGUAACUCAACUCAUUUUUGAACAACAUCACAAACGAUAUCUGCACGCAGUCGCCCAAAAUUUGUUAACUAGAGUCCGUCAAGAAUUUUGGCCUUUGGACGCUAGAAAUACAGCUCGACGCGAUGUGCACAGUUGCAGUGUGUUAUCGUGCCAAACCUCACAUGUUUCAGCCCACAAUGGGAAACUUACCUCGGCUUCGAGUGCCACCCAGUCGUCCAUUUAUUGCUUUGACUUUGCUGGUCCCGUAAGUCUACAUUUAGGUCCUAGCAAUCGAACCACCACUAAAGCAUAUAUAGCCGUUUUCAUAUGCUUCAGUACUUGUGCCAUUCAUUUGGAGGCCAUUAGUGGCCUAACAUCUCAAGCCUUCCUAGCAGCUCUACGUUUCUUUUCACGACGAGGUCAAAGCUCCCAUAUAUAUUCAGAUAAUGGUACAAAUUUCUGUGGUGCUAAUGCUGAAUUGAAACGACUUUACAAACAAACAUGUGAUAACAAUAAAACAAUUAUAGAGACAUUAGCACAAGAUGAAAUUCUCUGGCAUUUCAACCCUCCAAAUAAGGAGUUCGCUACCUUACUCGAUGAAGGGCAGAUUUAUAAAGGAAAAGAUAAUGGUUUUUCAUUAGAAAAAAUAAGCUCUAAAAAGCUCUAUAAGAUUUCGGCGUUUCUUGGGAAGGAAAUGCCGUUACCUAAAAAUACAAACUUAAAGAAAGUCGAAGAUUAUUUGGAACGCGUUGAUGUCAAAAUUUUGAAACAACUUACUCCACAAGAAGAGACUUGUCUAAUGGCAGAUUUGAAGAUCAAAGCAAUCAAACAAUUGGCAAGGGGAUGGUUAGCUACUUCGUGCGAAACUGAGACUAAAGACAACAGACCAAGGACAAGGGCAUUUGUAGCACGUGAAAAAGCAAAGCGUAGAUUAAGUUAUCAGAAAUAA